UUACUCAUGGCUGGCACACUGACCACAGCAUCAAUCUUGGAGCAUUUGAUCUACUGGAUGGUCGAUAAUCCGGAUGUGCUUCAAAGACUCCAGGAAGAGCCGCAUAGCGUGAUGACCUCAGUCGACGACGUCAGUAAGGUCCCGCUUGCAACGCUGGAAAGCCUUCCUUACCUGACGGCUGUCAUCAAACAAUGUAUUCGAUUAGUCUACGGCAAUUCCGAUCCACAAUUCCGCGUUAACCCUAAUGGAACUUUGACCUAUGACAACCAAACGACAGGCAGAAGUUGGUUGGUCCCGCCAAAGACAUCUGUUGGCAUGACCAGCGUGAUGUAA
This is a messenger RNA of Pseudomassariella vexata, 333 nucleotides long. RefSeq names its product cytochrome P450. Gene Ontology annotation, molecular function: heme binding; oxidoreductase activity, acting on paired donors, with incorporation or reduction of molecular oxygen; monooxygenase activity. The record is from RefSeq and is a predicted model, not a curated record. The annotation marks the transcript as partial. Lineage: Eukaryota; Fungi; Ascomycota; Sordariomycetes; Amphisphaeriales; Pseudomassariaceae. The transcript has a single exon.